GUUCCGGAACAUCCAGCAGCGUUGAUUCCGGAGAGUAAACAAAACUCGGGGGGAUUGAUAUUUCUUUACAUGUUGCGAACAGCAUACUGAUCUCCAAGCGUUAGAAUUACUUGAGGCAUCUUUGGAUGGAAUCGUCAAGGUGCUUUGGGAACAUGGAACAUGCACUUCAGCUAAGUUCAGGCUGUAACGUUAAAGUUACAGAAACGCAACAGGUUGAACUGCUGAGCGUGAUGGUGAAAGAAGAAGAUAUGAAAGAGGAGGAAUAUCAUACGAUUGCAUGUCCAGAUGAAGAAGAAAAAACCUUUGCAGAGUUUCACUGUGAAACUGAAACCGUGACGGUGAAAGAAGAAGAUAUAAAAGAGGAGGAAUAUGAUCACAUGAUUUCAUGUCCAGAUGAGGAAGAAAAGCCCUUUGCAGAGGUUCACUGUGAAACUGACUUCGCAGAGUUCACCACGUACAGGCCUACUGAAACAUUACAGACAGCAGUGGAGGUUGAAGUGAAGAUUGAAGAGGACGAUGGUGGAGAGCACAGUUAUAUGCUGGAAAGUGCAUCAGAACAUCCAAAUGGAACCCAACAGAAGAUCCAUGGACAGAGUGACAAACGACUCCACCUGCAACGCAAAAGAAGGCUGCACCGCUGCAUCGUCUGCAGGAAGAGUUUCACGGCCCUGAGAAACCUUAAGAAACACCAGCAAACACAUGAACUCGGCGUGCUCGCACCCACGGGAGAGAAGCUUCAUAAAUGUCCCCAGUGUGGAAGAGGUUUUUCACACCCCUUAACGCUUAAAUACCACACGCUACGACACAUUGUAAAGAAGCCUUGUACAUGUUUUUGGUGUGGAAGAGGUUUUUCACGCCGCUUAACGCUUAAAUACCACAUGCUGAGACACGCGUUACAGAAUCCGUAUGGAUGUUCACAGUGUGGAAAAGGUUCUUCCCGCACGUCAAAUCUUUCACGCCAUACGUGUGCACAUAAAGGAGAGAUGGCGCAUAAAAGACUCACGGGAGAGGCGCGUCAGAAAUGUUCCCAGUGUGGAAAAGGUUUUGUACACCCCUUCACGCUUGAAUACCACAUGCUAAGACACAUGGUAGAGAAGCCUCAUACAUGUUCUUGGUGUGGAAGAGGUUUUUCGUACGCGUCAGGUCUUGCACGGCACGUGCUUACACACAAAGGAGAGAAGCCUCGUGAAAGAGGCACGUUAGAGACGCCUCUUCAAUGUUCUUGGUGUGGACAAGUUUUUUUGCACGCGUCGAGACUUGCACGGCACGAGCUUGCACACAAAGGAGAGAUGCCACUUGAAAGACUCGCGUUAGAGAAGCCUCUUAAAUGUUCUCGGUGUGGACAAGGUUUUUCACAUGCGUCAAGUCUUUCACGGCACAUGCGCAUACACAGAGGAGAGAUGCCUCAUGAAAAACAAGCGUUAGAGAAGCCUCUUAAAUGUUCUUGGUGUGGACAAGGUUUUUCACAUGCGUCAAGUCUUUCACGGCACAGGCGCAUACACAGAGGAGAGAUGCCUCGUGAAAAACACACGUUAGAGAAGCCUCUUAAAUGUUCUCGGUACCAGCAAAAACAGAACGCUGGCAAAAAGCCACACGAAUGUUCACAUUGCGGAAAAGCAUUUAAGAAAUCCAGAAGUCUUAAAACCCACAUGCGAACUCACACAGACGAUAGACCCCAUGAAUGUGACCUGUGUGAAAAGACUUUUCGGCGAAGGGGCGAUCUUAAAACACACAUGAAAAUUCACACUGGAGAGAAACCUCAUAAAUGUGUCCACUGUGAAAAAGCAUUCACACUGUCCACAAAUCUUAAAACCCACAUGCGAACUCACACGGGGGAGAAGCCUUAUGAAUGUGCCGUCUGUGGAAAAUGUUUUGCACUACAGGCAACUCUUAACACUCACAAUCUCUCUCACACUGGAGAGAAGCCUCAUAUAUGUAUCCACUGUGGAAAAGCUUAUACACAGUCCAGACAUCUUAAAACCCACAUGCGAACUCACACUGGAGAGAAGCCUCAUCCGCAAUGGAAGUAUGUCAAUUGUGGAAGAGCUGUUGAACGCAAUUCAAUUCUUGGCCCCCACGUGCCAACUCACACGGCAGAGAAACCUCCCAAAUGUACCCAGUGUGGAGAAGUGUUUCUGAGCCACGCAGAUGUUAAACACCACAUGCUUACGCACACGAGAGAGGAGCAUCACGUAUGUUUCAUGUGUGGAAAAGCUUUUGCACACCUUUCAACUCUUAAAGCGCAUAUCGCCAUGCACACGAAAAAGAAGCCUCACGUAUGUGCUCAGUGUGGGGAAAGAUUUUCACAAAUCGCAAGUCUUCAGACUCAUAAGACAAUUCACACUGGAGACCUUAACUCAAAUCGCAAGGCUUCAGACUCAUAAACUAAUCAACACUAGAGGCCUCAACUCAAAUCGCAAAGUCUUCAGUCUCAUAAAGCCUACCUUGCACUGAUAGACUUUGACAAGAUUUGGGAAAGAUUCUUGAAAGAUUGUAGUCUUUUGAGCAAAGCUUGAAUGAGAGGCAUUAGUUAAAAGACUACAAUCUUUCAAGAAUCUUUCCCAAAUCUUGCCAGUGUAAGGUAGGCUUUAGCUAAAUCUACUCUAGCACAUUUUUUCCUCCGCCAAGGAGGUUAUGUUUUCAUCGGGGUUUGUUUGUCUGUUUGUUAGCAAGAUAACUCAAAAAGUUCUGGAUGGAUUUCGAUGAAAUUUUCAGGAAAGGUCUGAAAUGACCCAAGAGAGAAAACAUUACAUUUUGGGAGUGAUCCGGAUCACCGUCUGGAUCCAGAAGGCGGUUAUGUUUUCACUUGGCGGAGGUCUGCACUCUCGGAGUGCUUUUCUAGUUAUUCGUACAAAUCCAGGUUCCCUUCCCUGAUUGGUUGUGCUUGUAUCACAUGACGAUUACCAUGUGCUCCGUUUCCUCAAGUAAAUAGGCGUGUUCAAGUUCAACUCCAAAUGACCUUUUGCAGCAACGAGAGCUGCCGGUGGCAGCAGGGGAGGGGAUACAAACGCUGCUAUGAAGUUGUACACUCUCUACUUCCCGUAGUGUAGACUUGGCUAGACUUGACCAUGUGACGAAUCACGAGGCACGGACCCGCACGGACCCUUGUGGAUAUGAGGAGGCAUCUAAACACCUGCACAUACGUCAGGGAUGUAAAAGCCAAUUAGGGCAAAGACCUAACGUCAUGAAGGCAGGGUCUAGGCUCCGCUGCGCUCCGCAGUACCUCCAGAGCGGCUGCUCUGCUGCUCCGCAGCUGCCUGGCCACGCCUUGCUCCCGCGGUAAAUUGAGGCCAUGUGAUACCGACUGCCGAGUCGAAAACACACCCUUCUAGACCAUCGUGGACAGAUUUUUAACCACGUGCAUCUUGUGCUGCACAGUUUUUGUGCUGCGCAGCCAUCUUGAACGCGCCUAAUAAAACUUCUAGUCCAGGGAUUCCCAAAUUGUGGUACGCGAGCUGCUUCUAGGGGGUACGCGAGAUGAAAAGGGCUAUGGCGAGUACAUGAAACCUCCUCCACAUGAAUUACGUAGUAAGUUACUUCAAAGACGCUGUCUACUGUUGUGUAUACGCAGCUUGCUGCAACUGUGUAUGAUAAA
Molecule: messenger RNA, 3595 nt
Organism: Sardina pilchardus (European sardine)
Lineage: Eukaryota; Metazoa; Chordata; Actinopteri; Clupeiformes; Clupeidae
Product: zinc finger protein 345-like
Exons: 3
Coding region: 126-2384 (752 amino acids)
Biological process (GO): regulation of transcription by RNA polymerase II
Molecular function (GO): RNA polymerase II cis-regulatory region sequence-specific DNA binding; DNA-binding transcription factor activity, RNA polymerase II-specific
Source: RefSeq, a predicted model, not a curated record